GCGGGGUUAUAAAAUGCCGGGUUAAGCGGCGACUCAGACUUAGGAUCCCGCUCACGACAUGGCCUCGGGCGCUCAGCUCCCGCCGCAGCCGUCGAGCUCAGAGGUCAGCGCCGUCCAGAGCCCACGCGGGCGUCCCGGCGCCGGUCUGGAGGAAGCAGCCCCGGGCGUUCCUCUCCCGCCGUCUCCGGGGGAGGCCCCUCUGCCCCCGAGCAACCGGAGCAGGUGCCCUGGGACCCGCCAGCCCGGAGCGGCCUCCCUCCACGCGGCGUCCGCAGCAGUCCCCCUGCGGCCCCGGCGCGGUACGGCGCCGGCCGGGAGAACCGCAGACCCGGUCCCCGCCGCCGCCCCAGAGCAAGCUCCGCGGCGGGCUCCGCGGUCCCGCAAGCCGCGCAACCUGGAAGGCGACCUGGACCAGCGCCGGCUGCUCUGCCACUUGCAGCUGGCCCAGGACCGCGAGGCGCGCCUGUGGCUGGGCGGCAAACCCCAGCAGGAUGAAAUCUGCGACGCCUUCCAGGAAGUCGUGCUGUGGCUCCUGCGGCUUCAGAACACCUUUUACUUCUCCCAGUCCACUUUUAACCUGGCCCUCACCAUCUUCGGCCGCCUCCUGAUUUCAGUGAAGGUAAAAGAGAAAUACCUGCAUUGCGCCACAAUUACUUCCUUGAGGCUUGCUGCAAAAGUUAAUGAAGAAGAGGAGUUUAUUCCACAAGUAAAAGACUUCACAAAGCACUAUGGCUCUGACUAUUCCCCGAAUGAGCUGCUGAGGAUGGAGCUGGCUAUUCUGGACAGACUGCACUGGGACCUCUAUAUUGGGACGCCGCUGGACUUCUUGACUAUAGUGAGUAAGGAGGUGUUUACAGAGUCUACCCUAAACUCGUUUGUGCCUUUGGAACAGCUGUUUACAACAUAG
Pongo pygmaeus (Bornean orangutan) is the source of this 907-nucleotide messenger RNA. RefSeq names its product cyclin I family member 2 (gene CCNI2). Bases 59 to 907 code for a protein of 282 amino acids. NCBI's taxonomy places the organism in Eukaryota, Metazoa, Chordata, Mammalia, Primates, Hominidae. The transcript is spliced from 4 exons. The record is from RefSeq and is a predicted model, not a curated record.